UUACUGGACAGCCUCGUCCUUUCUUGUAGUAAGAAAUGCCAUAAAAUAUGAUUAUAUUAAAAAACUGAAAAAUGUAAAUGGUGGACUAACAUUUCAAGGUCGUUCUUUGUGUGAAUUUUACAUCUCAAAACGGAUUGACCUACUUGCGUUUGCGCGGACGUGAAAGAGAUAACCAAUCAGAGCCAGGCUUUUAAAUACUGUCAACCCAUGAAAACGCCGCUUUCUAACAGCUUUAGGCAAGACAUUGUCCAUAAGUUUAUCGAAUACGGCGUUUUUUAAUGCUUUUUGAAUAGAAAAGUACAGAUAUUUUAAAUAAACCAAUAGAUUUUUUAUUGAAGCACCGCAUCAACACUGCAAUGUAUUGUUGUAUUAGAAAUGGUACAGCCCAGUAAAAUCGGGCUGACCAUAUUAUAGCCGUUUUUGGCUUCUUAAACGUAGAGUUUUAUGUUAAGCAGUGUGCUCGGGCAAUGGUUUCUAACCGAAGUCCCGAGGGUAAACAACCACAUUAUGAUGAUCAAAUCACUAUAACCAUUUCAUCAAUUAUUGGGUUCAUUAGAAGUCAGAGAGGCGCUGCUAAGUUAUGCUAUGAAGGUUUCUCGUACACAAAGAAGAAGGAAACCAAGUCGACGAUUCGAUGGGAAUGUUCUCAGCGACGAAGUGAUAACUGCAAGGGAACUGUCACUUCCGACAAUCCACCAUCACGUGUGAUUUCAUCAACCGCGCACAGUCACGUCAACGACAAAUUCUACAUGGAGCGUUGCAGGUCCGGGAUGAAAUCACAGCCGCUGUGACCGCGAAUGGGGGCCAACCUCAUAAGAUCCUGGCUGACAAGCUAGUUCAAGGCAUGGAAGUUGCACCAAGUUGGCAGAAUUUGGUGUAUUAAGACCUUACAGCUGCCAUAAAUCAAGCUGUUGUCAUAAAAUA
Molecule: messenger RNA, 924 nt
Organism: Dreissena polymorpha
Lineage: Eukaryota; Metazoa; Mollusca; Bivalvia; Myida; Dreissenidae
Exons: 2
Coding region: 468-791 (107 amino acids)
Source: RefSeq, a predicted model, not a curated record